GGAGGAACAUUGUUGAAACUUCCCUCACCACGCCCUCUGCUGAGUGUUUGUGAAACUCAGGGUGGAGGCGGAGGAGGGCGGGCGCCGGAGCCCACCCAGAGCCCAGCCGGAGCGGGCGUUGAAGGCUGGCGCGGCGAGCGCUGUUCGGGGCUGGAGGGGGUAAGGCCAGCAAGGGCGGCCCGACCCUCCAGGAGGCCAUCCAGCGGCUGCGGGACGCGGAGGAGAUGUUAAGCAAGAAACAGGAGUUCCUGGAGAAGAAAAUCGAGCAGAGGCACGGCACCAAAAACAAGGGCGCGGCCCUCCAGGCACUGAAGCGUAAGAAGAGGUAUGAGAAGCAGCUGGCGCAGAUCGACGGCACAUUAUCAACCAUCGAGUUCCAGCAGCAGGCUCUGGAGAACGCCAACACCAAUACCGAGGUGCUCAAGAACAUGGGCUCUGCCGCCAAGGCCAAGAAGGCGGCCCACGACAACAUGGACAUCGAUAAAGUUGAUGAGUUAAUGCAGGACAUUGCUGACCAACAAGAACUUGAGGAGGAGAUUUCAACAGCAAUUUCUAAACCUGUAGGGUUUGGAGAAAAGUCUGACGAGGAUGAGCUCAUGGCGGAAUUAGAAGAACUAGAACAGGAGCAACCAGACAAGAAUUUGCUGGAAAUCAGUGGCCCCGAAACAGUCCUUCUACCAAAUGUUCCCUCUAUAGCCCUACCAUCAAAACCUGCCAAGAAGAGGAAGACGACGACAUGAAGGAUUUGGAGAACUGGGCUGGGUCCAGCGCGGGCAGGAUGGAUGUGGUGCAGGCAGGUUCCAUUGCUCUCGACUCUCACUCCAAAGCAGUAGGGCCACAUUGCUGCUCACUCUCUGCAUAGCAUGGUCUGCACCUAGGGGGACGGGUGGGGGCGGGUAGAGGGGGGUUGCGGGGCGUGGGAGCUGUGGGGGAGAAGUGCCUGCUGUUUAUAAUGUUGAAUUUCUGUAAAAUAAACUGUGUUUGCAAAUCCAAAAAAAAGCAAAUUCUAGAUAUGUCAUAUUGGCCCUAAUUACAUCGGUAUGUGUCUUUUAAAAAGAUAUUUUCCCCCCAUAACCACAGUGCCAUUAUCCCCACCUAACAAAACUAACAGAUUGAUCUGUUGCCUUAGAUCUGAGUCUUAGUAUCCUCAGAUUCCUUUUGAUUAUCUAAAAUAUUAAAAUAAAUAUUGAAAAUAUUAAAAUACA
Pan troglodytes (chimpanzee) is the source of this 1205-nucleotide messenger RNA. RefSeq names its product putative charged multivesicular body protein 4B-like protein CHMP4BP1. Bases 225 to 740 code for a protein of 171 amino acids. Gene Ontology annotation, biological process: vesicle budding from membrane; late endosome to vacuole transport via multivesicular body sorting pathway. Gene Ontology annotation, cellular component: ESCRT III complex; cytoplasmic side of plasma membrane; multivesicular body. NCBI's taxonomy places the organism in Eukaryota, Metazoa, Chordata, Mammalia, Primates, Hominidae. The record is from RefSeq and is a predicted model, not a curated record. The transcript is spliced from 2 exons.